This is a messenger RNA of Lactuca virosa, 2931 nucleotides long. Lineage: Eukaryota; Viridiplantae; Streptophyta; Magnoliopsida; Asterales; Asteraceae. The record is from the annotation of a GenBank genome assembly.
UUCUGAAAAAUUCCUCAAAAACCCCUCGCUCUCGGCCCCCAUCUGUCUACCAGUCCACCCCAGAGGCUUUACGAAAGCAUUUGGAGAAUUCCAGAAGGUUUUUCUUCUCUCACGCUGCUGCCCUACUUGAUCUCCGUCUUCCCGAGGUACACUUGCAGCAAAGAUGAGCGUGGUUGGAUUUGAUCUUGGGAACGAGAGUUGUGUUGUGGCAGUUGCCAGACAAAGGGGAAUUGAUGUUGUUCUUAAUGAUGAGUCAAAACGUGAGACUCCUGCUCUUGUGUGUUUUGGUGAAAAACAACGUUUCUUAGGGACAGCUGGCGCUGCAACCAGUAUGAUGAACCCAAAGAACACCAUCUCCCAGAUUAAGCGGCUGAUAGGGCGUCCAUUUUCUGAUCCUGAAUUGCAACAAGAUCUCAAGGCUUUGCCCUUUUCUGUAACAGAAGGACCCGAUGGUUUUCCAUUGAUCAAUGCAAGGUAUCUUGGUGAAACGAAGUCAUUCACCCCAACACAAGUUAUGGGAAUGGUUUUCUCAAACAUGAAGACAAUAGCUGAGAAGAACUUGAAUGCAGCAGUUGUGGAUUGCUGCAUUGGGGUACCUAUUUACUUCACUGAUCUUCAAAGAAGAGCUGUAAUGGAUGCAGCAACUAUAGCCGGUUUGCAUCCUCUACGGUUGAUGCAUGAGACAACAGCCACUGCUUUAGCUUAUGGAAUAUACAAAACUGACUUACCUGAAAAUGAGCAGCUCAAUGUAGCCUUCAUUGACAUUGGACAUGCUAGCAUGCAGGUAUGCAUAGCAGGUUUCAAGAAAGGUCAACUGAAGGUAUUGGCACAUUCAUUUGACCGGUGUCUUGGAGGGAGGGAUUUUGAUGAGGUUUUAUUCCAACAUUUUGCUGAAAAGUUCAAGACAGACUACAAAAUUGAUGUUUUCCAGAAUGCAAGGGCUUGCCUUAGACUCCGUGCUGCUUGUGAGAAGCUAAAGAAGGUGCUUAGUGCAAAUCCAGAGGCACCUAUGAACAUAGAGUGCUUGAUGGAUGACAAGGAUGUUAGAGGGUUUAUUAAAAGAGAUGAAUUUGAACAAAUCAGCGCCCCAAUAUUCGAACGUGUGAAGAAGCCUUUAGAGAAGGCUCUUUCAGAGGCUAAACUCACAGUUGAUAAUAUUUAUGCUGUGGAGGUUGUUGGGUCGGGUUCAAGGGUGCCAGCUGUCAUCAAGAUUCUGACAGAAUUCUUUGGGAAGGAGCCGAGGCGUACUAUGAACGCGAGUGAAUGUGUCUCUAAAGGUUGUGCUUUGGAAUGUGCUAUUCUCAGUCCUACAUUUAAAGUUAAAGAAUUCCAGGUCCAAGAAAGCUUCCCUUUUUCAAUUGCAUUGACAUGGCAAGGUUCUUCCCAAGAAUCUCAGAAUGGAAAUGUGGAGAAUCAACAAAGCACAAUUGUUUUCCCCAAGGGAAAUCCAAUUCCAAGUGUGAAAGCUUUGACUUUUUACAGGGCUGGCACGUUCACAGUAGAUGUGCAGUAUGCUGAUGUCAGCGAAUUGCAGGCACCAGCAAAGAUCAGUACCUAUACGAUUGGUCCCUUCCAAGCAACAAAAGGUGAACGUGCCAAGGUGAAGGUGAAAGCCCGUUUGAAUUUGCAUGGAAUUGUGUCUGUGGAGUCUGCACAGCUUAUUGAAGAAGAUGAGGUUGAUGUUCCAGUGACAAAAGAAGCAACAAAGAUGGAUACAGAUAAGGCUCCAGCUGAUGUGGCAUCUGGUAACGAAACAGAUGUAAAUAUGCAGGAUGCCAAUGUGGCUGAAAAUGGUGCUACAGAAACUGGAGAUGUUCCUGUUCAGAUGGAGACUGAUACUAAGGUGGAGGCUCCAAAGAAGAAGGUCAAAAAGUCAAACAUACCCGUUUCAGAGGUUGUUUAUGGAGCAAUGCUACCAGCAGAUAUGCAAAAAGCAGUGGAAAAAGAAUUUGAAAUGGCAUUACAGGACCGAGUCAUGGAAGAAACCAAGGACAAAAAGAAUGCUGUGGAAUCCUAUGUUUAUGAAAUGAGGAACAAGCUAUAUGAUAAACUGCAAGAAUUUGUGACGGAUUCAGAUAGGGAAGCAUUAAUUGGUAAGCUUCAAGAAACCGAAGAUUGGUUGUAUGAAGAUGGUGAAGACGAAACUAAAGGCGUGUAUGUUGCCAAACUUGAAGAACUCAAAAAGAUAGGUGAUCCCAUUGAACAACGUUACAAGGAGCACACAGAAAGAGGAUCUUUUGUAGACCAUCUGGUCAGUGUUAUUACUUCUUACAGACAGGCUGCAGCAUCCGGUGAUCCAAAAUAUGAACACAUUGACUUGAAUGACAAACAAAAGGUGUUGAAUGAAUGCUCAGAAGCAGAAAACUGGUUGAGAGAGAAGACACAACAGCAGGAGUCACUUCCAAAACAUGCUGAUCCAGUUCUUCUGUCAUCUGAUAUAAGAAGGAAAGCAGAGGCAAUCGACAGGGCAUGUAGGCCGAUAAUGUCAAAACCAAAGCCAGCCCCACCAAAGGCAGCCACACCACCAGAGGCACCACCCUCCCCUGCACCUGAGCAGCAGGCUGGUUCAGAGAAUGCUGCAAGCCCAAACCCAAAAGCAGCAGACAGCAAUGACAAUUCUGAUGCCAUGGAAAUGGAGAAGCCUGAGGCUGCUGCAUAAGGAAGGCCAAAAGGUUUUUGGUUUUUUCUUGUUUUUUCUUUUAUCGAUUGUGUGUUUUUAUCAUGGGACACGAGUACUUGUUUUAUUAUUUUGAUUUGUAUAAUCAUAUGAAUAUAUAGAUUUUGGUCUAUUUUGUUAGAUCCAUAUUAUUACAAAAUUAUUUGCCAGGGUCCUUUUAUCUUCAUGAGCAGGACUUGUGGUGUUUUCGGAUGCAUUUGUGAUAGAUAUAUACUUAUCGUGCUAAAAUGAUAUAAUAUGAUUGAUUCAGGGGU